This is a messenger RNA of Sitophilus oryzae (rice weevil), 5489 nucleotides long. RefSeq names its product mediator of RNA polymerase II transcription subunit 1 (gene MED1). The record is from RefSeq and is a predicted model, not a curated record. The transcript is spliced from 14 exons. Gene Ontology annotation, molecular function: transcription coregulator activity. Gene Ontology annotation, cellular component: mediator complex. NCBI's taxonomy places the organism in Eukaryota, Metazoa, Arthropoda, Insecta, Coleoptera, Curculionidae. Gene Ontology annotation, biological process: regulation of transcription by RNA polymerase II. Bases 113 to 4288 code for a protein of 1391 amino acids.
UGCACCUCCUUUUCGUUUGGGACUGUAAAGUUUGAUAAAAGUGUUUUAGUUUAUAAUUUUUGUUAUAACUAAGAUAAAAUGAAGCUUUUAGAUAUUUGAUGACAAGUAUAUAAUGCUAGAGAAAAUGAAUAAGUUACAAUAUAGUGUAACGACAAUGCCAGUCUCCGGCUCGGGUAAAGAUAAAGCCAAAGACUGGCAAUUAGAAAUUUUAAUGGAGAAGUUGAGAUCUAAAGCUAGUCAAUUUAAAUCAUUGCCAGAAAUUUCUAAAAAUGUUAGAAUGACACUACUGGAAAAAAGAUAUGCUUUAGAUAGUGUUGAAAAAACUCAGCAUCAAAAAUGCUUGGAUACUUUACAACAUGUCAUUAAAGUUACAGGAUUGCAAAGUAUGAUAGAAAGACUGGAGAGUCUUACACGGCAAUUGGGGUUACGUUUUGUUGUUGAAUCUUCUGGUGUAUUUAUAUUCUCAGACAUGUUCUAUUUGGAAAUUAUUCUAGACCCCACAGGCACGGUUAAAGAUGUAAAAAUCCAUCAUGAAGGAAAAGUAGAGCAACAAAGCUGUUUAGAAUUAGUUAACUGCCUUUCUAGAGGAGAUUUUACUGAUUUUACAACACAACUUGAAGGAUUUGUAUCAAUAUAUCAAUUAAAUGCUGAGAAAAAAGUGAAAUGUAAAGCCUUUACUGCCUUAGAAUCUUUAGAAGCCGAUUUAAGUACUUUAGCUCAGUUGCAUACUUUUAUGAAGGAUCCUUUUAAUUUGUUACAUAAAUCUCCCGUUGGUAUACUAGAAAAAAGAAGGGGUGGUCAUCCCAUGAAGCUCACAUAUUUUGUAUCACCUUAUGAUUUACUUAAUAUAGAAAAGAGUGAACUGGAUGCAAUUAGUAUAGACAGUAUCAUCAGUAAGAAUUUGGGAUAUAGUGUGACUGUAUGUAUGGAAGGUUCUACAGCACAUAAGUUACCGACAACUACCCUAAUUACAGUUAAUAGAAGUUUAAAUGGGAAAAGUACUCCGACUUAUACACCACUUACCAGUCAGAACUGUUCAACAGUACCAGCUUGUUUUACAUUAAAACUUAAUAAACCAAUGCCAUUAUGUGUUUCUUUACUCAGAAAAAUUCACCAAAUCCAACAGAUACCAGAUAUUGAUAAUAUAAGUAAUACACCUAAACCCCUGCUGAAUCUUAUUGUGAAUCAUUCAAGUGAUGGAAAGAUGAGCUCUAAUAAUAACAAAGGACUGUUUGUUACAUUGCCUGAUCAGACUCACUGUUAUUGUAUGACAGAAAAUAAAAAUAUGAAUGGUAUUUUUGUCUCCAACAUUCUAUUUACACAUCCUGCUCAAGUGGCAAGUAUCUUAACAGUAUUAAGGGAACAAGCUUUAUUUAACACUGUUAUUGGCAGUUGUGUAAGGCCUAAUAGUCGUCAAAGUUUUGACAAUAUGACAAUGUUUGAAGUUAGUGCAUUGUCCUCAACCCAAAUAUCCAUAUCUUUGGAACAUCCGCUAGAGGAGUUCAUGGCCACUGCAGAUAUAGAUUUAUCAGAUGUUUCCAACUUGGUUUGCAGAAUUCAAAAUCCAGGCACACCACCCCCAACGAAUGCCCCAGAUAUUGUGUCCGAGCUGGCGACUAAAGUACUAAAUAAAAGUUUUUCCAUACCUGUAACUCUACGAGCGGUCAUCAAAAUGUGGGAGAAACAGGCCACAAGGCGCAACCUGUACUCUGGACAGGAAAAUUUUAGUUUGCCCCUCGGUUCCGUCGAUCCCGGUGGUCACAAGGGCCCCGGCUCCGGGACAGGCAGCGGCCUGUCGGAAUACGGGGGGCUGCAAGAUAAAAUCAAACAAGAACCAGGCAGUCUACAGGGGCAAGGGCAAACAGGCCAUCAAGGUGCUAUGUUACAGGAUCCACAAGGCAUGUCCUACGAAUCUAUGAUGGCGUCGAAUUUUCAAAACUUCCCACCUUCCGAUGGGGUGCUGACUAAUAUUGAACUGACUAGUAUUUUGUCAGGAGGUUCAGAUAAGCAAACAGCAAAUAAGCGGCAGAAGCGCAAAGCCACAGACGAUCUAUGGAGAAGUGGCAAACGGAAGGUGGGAAUAAGCGACGAUUCGGAACUGAUUGAAACGUCAAGUUGCGAUUCUACGUCGAGAAGCACCCCCAUAUCGCAGGAAACGGAAAUUCCUACACCAAAUUCUGGAUCUCACUCUGAUUUGGAAUUAUCAAAUAUUGACUCAUCAGAAUUCUUGGGUAGUCUGGAUAAAACUUCCGGAGAGCCUGAAACAGUUGACAUGAAUGAGAUUCUUUCGAGCGCACCACUUAAAAAAAAUGUACACGAGCCGUCGCCCAGCAGUACUUCCAGUGUUGUAUCCGAUAUUAGCGAGAAAAGCAUAGUGCCUCCAAAUGUAAGUAUUACGCCGAUUACUUCAUCUACCUCGCCGGUAUUCACAGGAAGUAACACAGAAAAAAGACCCGGCAUUGAGAUAAUACCAAUAUCUCAAGCUGUAACAUCACUUAUUUCGAGUUCCAUCACGAUAACUCCCAUAACGACCACGACGAAAAUAAGUGACGACAAAAGAGAAAAGAAGAGCAGCAGAAGUAGCAGGGAAGAAAAGGAAAAAAGAAGAAAAAGGAAAAGGGACGAAAGUCCUAUGGGACCGCCAGAUAAAGUACCACCUAAACAAGAUCCUUUAAACAAACCGGUGUCCGUCAGCAUAAAACCAGCCGAAAGUCCUCCUCUAUCUAGUUCGACACCCACAUCGCCAAACAUGCUACGAAAAUUUAGUCCUUCGCCAACCUCUAGCCGUCCUCUGUCUUUGUCAGGGAAACUGAGUCCAAAUCUGAUGAAACCGAACAAGUCCAGUUCUCAUCAUAGUCCCAGCCCUAAAAAUUCGCCAGCUCACGUUUCCUCAAGUCCCAAACAUAGUUUAGCUAGUAUAUCCAGCCCAAAGCAUCACGGAACCAGCCCUUCAGCCGGUGGAAGCGGCAAACCCAGCAUGUCGACGUUAAAAAGCGCGGCAAAUUCAAAUUCGCCUUCUAGUAAAGGUUCGAGCGAGAAAAGCAAGAACAAAGAUAGUUCAAGGGACAAAGACAAGAGCAGGGGCUUAUUUAAUGUUAGUGGUUCGAAAAGCAAAUCGUCUUCGUUAAAAGUCAAACCCCUGGACUUAAAUAUCUGUAACGAAGCUGUUACAUCAGAUGGCCUUCCUUCUCCAAGUGCCGAUUCUAAGUCCAGUCAAAAUUUGUUAAGAAAUAGGAAAGGUUCUUUGUCCGCCAUAGUAGAUAAACUAAAUAUAAAAGUCAAUGCGCAACACAGUGAUAUUCCUACGGAUUUAAGUUCAAAGCCUAGUAGUAAAGUGCCAAAUAAAGACGGUAAGAGUAGUGGAAAAGUGACGGGCGAUACAAAAAAUUCGGAAUAUAUGGUUAAAACUAGUUCGGACGGGAUGAAGUUAACCAUUAAUAAACCUAGAACUAAAGAGAACAAGUCCAGUUCAUCUAGUGGUCUGUCUUCGAGUAGUAGUAGUUUAAGUGGCAGCGGUGGUUUAGUUAAAAGUACCGUCAGUACUAGCAGCGGUUCUCCUAAAAUCCAUACCGGCCUGAAACCAGGUGUUAAUAGCGGUCCAGCUUCGAAAAAACCUCAACAAGUACAAAAAAGUAGCAGUUCGUCGAGUAUACCUAACAGCAAUACAACAGCAUACGCAUCUAGUGGCAACUUAAAAACUUCAAGUAGUUCAAAUAAACCUUCGAGUAGUAACAGUAGUUCAAAAAUAGCAAGCGUAGCGGGAUUACAAAAGACGAUAUCCAAACCAACUACAUCUCCAAAAUUCGGAUCUACCGUAGCAGAUUUAAAUAGAAGUAAAGACCGAUUAAAACAAAACAAAAGUUCCUCAGAGAAAUCGAUAUUUUCCUCGUUAAAAGAGCGCGGAAAAUCGAGCCCCACACAAAACGAUUUAGAUAGUAUUUAUAAAUUACCGCCUAAAAUGAUGGAUCCUUACACAUCUUCUCUUAUGAUGGAAGGUAUGAUGAAAACCUUAGAUACGAAUUUCCAAAUACCUAAAUUAUCAGCCCGGACAUCGGAAGAGAAGAAAAAGAACGAAUUGAAUAACAUGAACCGGAGUACCGUUGAUACGAAGCUCUUUGAUAUGGUGAAGAAUGAAAUUAAAUAUCCGAUAGCUAUACCUCCGAUGAAUUCUUUAGAUCAGAAAAUUAGGAAUAACAUGUCGAGCGUUCUUGUCGGAGGGUCCAAAGGUGAAGAUUCCGACGAUAAGAAAAAGGACAUCACACAAAAUAUCUCUGGGGCCUCAAAUUGAAAACUAUUGUUGCCAAAAUGUGAAUUUUUGUAUGGUAUAAAAGCGUACCGAAGACUUGUUUCGCACCACGGAUCCGCUCAAUCCGUACCCGUCCGCUAGCGAAGCCCUACACAGCCUGACUUUGGCUUCGAAAUACGCCCCAACCACCACCAUCGAUACGGAGGCUUUGGACUUCAGCAAAGCACCGGCGUUUCCCCAUUCGCCCUCCGUCAGCGUGCACAUUGUGAACUCUAGAGCUUCGAGCCGAAGCUCCAGCUGUCUGGGCGACGAUGACCUGAUGGACGAGGGCAUGGUCACACUUGGGAAAUGAAUGACGCGCGGGAAAACGGUAUGGUUGAGAGUGUUCAGGAAUGUAAAUACUAGUCUCGAGUAUUAAAACUACCCUCGCUUCCAGUCACAACUAGGGAUGGGCGAUAAUGGAUUUUAUCUAUCGAUAAGUAUUGCAACUCACCUGUCGAUAUAUUCUAGUUAUUGAUAUGUCGAUAAGUAUCGGUAUAUCGAUAACUAUCGAGAGGUACUUAUCGAUCUAUCGAUAGUUAUCGGUAUAUCGAUAACUACCCAACAAGCAUAAUUUAUUGCUGGAACAUUGCCAAAACUUCGCAAAGCAAGGUGUAACAUUGCUUUUUUCAUUGUAGGGAGGUUUAUGCAAGGUGGCAGGGUAGCUUAAUAUCUUCCGCCAAAUUAAAUUGCAGUGCAAGGUUGAAAAACACAAUAUUAUUGAAACGUUGCUAAUGUGACGUUCAGGAAAGUACUAAUUUGAGAUGUAUUAGUAAUAUUGUUAAUUUACGUCAAUACAAUAUUGGUAAAAUUAUAUUGUACCUAUGUUUCAAAACUUAUUAUCCAUUAAACUUUCUAUUUUGUUAUAACUUAUUAACUGACUUAUUGCUAAAAUAAUAUAGAAAAAAUAGAUAAUGUUUGCAAUAAAAAACCAUUUCAUUAGCAACAUUAGCAAUUUUAUGCAAUUUUAUGUUAACAAUAAUACAUCAGUAAUAGGUUAUAAUCAACAGAAACAUUAAUGGGUAUUAAUUGUAGACUUUCAAAUAGGUAUAAUAUACCUACUUUACUAAUACUGUAUUGACGAAAAACAUAAACAAUAUUGAUAAAAAUAUGCAUAUCUCUAUAUCCAUUGACUUAGAAAAAUUAAAAAUGCUCGGUAAAUAUAUCCCUACCAAGAAAGUCGAAUUUGUCAAACAAAUUGAAA